AUGGCAAGAUCAUGGACGAGGCACAAGCUCUUGGAUCUGGCACUGGAUUGCGAUGGCUUUGCCCGCGCGCUCCGAGCCUCGAGGGACGCAAUCGAGGUAGCCGCCCUCCAUCGCCAAAUUCUCCACAGCCCACACUGCUGCGAUGAUAGAUUCCUCGCCAAUCUCGUCGUCCAGAUGUAUGGCAAGUGUGGCGAUGUGGAAUCCGCUAGGCUCGCUUUCGAUUCCAUGGAGUGCCCGAAUCUCUACUCGUGGGCGAUCCUCCUGGGCGUCUAUGCUCGCAAUGCGCACCUCCGAGAUGCCAAGGAAACCUUCGAUCGGAUGCCCCAGCGCAACGAAGUCGCGUGGAAUUCCGUGCUCACUAUGUUUGAGGAGCAGCGGAUGAUCGACCCAGUGUGCGAGAUAUUUGAUCGGAUGCCCAGCACCACGGUGGUGUCGUGGUCUUCGAUUGUUCGUGCAAAUGCCCAGACUGGGCAUCUGGGUCCAGCCAAAGCGGUGUUUGAUCGGAUGCCCGAGCGGAACGUAGUGGCAUGGACGGCUAUGGUGUCGGAGUUCGCCUACGCCGAUUCGAUCGAUCUAGCCAGCGAGAUGUUCGAUCGAAUGCCCGGAUGGGAUUUGAUCGCUUGGACUGCCAUGGUCACUGCAUUUGCCGCUAAUGGGCAUUUGGGACAAGCAUUUGAUCUCUACGAUAGGAUGCCCGAGAGAGGAAUCCCAUCCCACAACGCGAUGAUCAUUGCGUGCGCUCAAAAUGGUCUCGCACGGGAGUCGCAGAAGAUCUUCGACGAGAUGGGCAAUCGAAACAUCGUGUCGUGGAACUCAAUCCUCUCGGUUUGCGCGACCGAGGAGGAGCUUGGCUCGGUGGAGGCGCUCUUUCGAUCCAUGCCCGAGUGGAGCGUGAUCAGCUGGAUCGUCCUCUUGGGAGCUUACGCGAGCGCCGGAAGGAUCCCGCAAGUGGAGGAGCUCUUCCAAUCCAUGCCGGAGCGCGAUCUCGUAGCAUGGAACGCGAUGAUCUCCAGCUAUGGCCGCCAUGGCUACGUCGAGCGAUCGAAGAACACCUUCUCCAGGAUGCCCGAGCAUGAUUUGAUCUCCUGGAACUCACUGCUCACGGCCUUCUCGGCGAACAGCCACCCGAGAGAGGCCCAGGCGGUGUUUGAUUCCAUGCCCGAGAGGACGACCGUGUCGUGGGCGGCGAUGGUGGCGAUGAGGUCCCAGCAGGGUCACCUCGAUUCGGCGAGGGAGCUCUUCGAUUCGAUGCCGGAUCGAUCGCUGGCGUCCUGGAACGCGAUGCUGGCGGGCUACUCGCAGAAUGGCCACUCCAAGCCGGCGAUGGAGCUCUUCGCGCUCAUGAAUCUGGAUGGAUCCCAGCCCAGCGCGGCCACAUUCGUAGAGAUCUUGGGCGCGUGCCGCGACACAGGCAAGGCGGAGCUGAGCUACGGCUACUUCGCCUCCAUGGUGGGGGAUUUCUCCCUGGAUCCCGUGCCCAGGCACUACUGCUGCGUCGUGGACGCGCUCGCCAAGGCUGGGCACCUCCGCGAGGCCGAGGAGAUCAUCAAGGGCGUGCCGGGGCUGGAGAGCGCUGGGAUCGCGUGGCGGAGCCUGCUGGACGGGUGUAGAACACACCAAGAUCUCCAGCGGGGGAGCGAUGCCGCGAGGAUGGCGAUCCAGUUCGAUCCAGGCGCCGGCGCCUCGUACGCGCUCGUGACGGACGUGUUGCGCUCUUCGUCUUCCUCCCAAGAACCCUAA
This is a messenger RNA of Selaginella moellendorffii, 1740 nucleotides long. RefSeq names its product pentatricopeptide repeat-containing protein At4g02750-like. The record is from RefSeq and is a predicted model, not a curated record. The transcript has a single exon. Gene Ontology annotation, molecular function: protein binding. NCBI's taxonomy places the organism in Eukaryota, Viridiplantae, Streptophyta, Lycopodiopsida, Selaginellales, Selaginellaceae. Bases 1 to 1740 code for a protein of 579 amino acids.